Haliotis rufescens (red abalone) is the source of this 2832-nucleotide messenger RNA. Its product is annotated as leucine-rich repeat-containing protein 4C-like. The transcript has 3 exons. Gene Ontology annotation, molecular function: protein binding. The record is from RefSeq and is a predicted model, not a curated record. Gene Ontology annotation, cellular component: extracellular matrix. Bases 543 to 1670 code for a protein of 375 amino acids. Lineage: Eukaryota; Metazoa; Mollusca; Gastropoda; Lepetellida; Haliotidae.
GGUAAGCACUGUUUCGGCAAAGAUAUUAACGUUGUCCCAGGGCCAGUUAUUUGUUGUGUUUAUUAUGAACGAGCGCAGUAUUACAUCCACUUGAGUAUGUUUAUGUAUCCAUUAGCCAUGUUUGGCGACCCAAGAGGAAUAUUUCAAAGUAACAAAAGGCAUGUUUGAAACCUGUGAAAUAAUUCUCAGCCUUCCGUUGUUGAGAAAUUGUUUCCACAAAAAGAAAGCCGUUGUUCCGGUCAUGUUAUCGUGGAUCUAGAGUGUGGUGUUUAAUGUACAGCAGACCAGAGAGACUGGGAAACAACCUAAGAAAAAAAUCAACGGAUGGUUGUGUCAUUUGUCUAAAGAAACUAUACAUUUUAUCGCCGAACGAAUUGAUGAGGAUAUAAACCCUAUUAUACAAAGGAGAAGGGCAAAAUACACAAAACUUCGAUGCGAAAUAAUAGCCUGAUUACCGUAGAACAGUGAGAACGAAGUGUUGAGCUGAUUGGACAAGACCAAGGAUUGAUAACCAGCAAAUACACACCAACUAUUUCUUCAAAAUGCACCACAUUACUGUUGUCGUCUGCUUUUUACUCUUCAAAUCAUCCAUGCCCCUGAGCCAACCUACUGGAUGUAAUUACAAAGAUGGACUGUUCACCUGCGGGUUCAAAACUUCCAUUCCUCUUAAUGCCGUUGGGUUCGACCCUCGACCACAAAGGCUAGUUAUUAAUGACGUGAACGGCCCCAUAACGUCAUCGUCGUUUACAAACUUCGCUCAAGUGAACACCUCGACAUUUGACCCUAACUACGCAUCUUCCUUAACUUUCGUCUGUGUCGCUGGUGGGUCAGCCGUGCUCAGUUUGGAUAAUUCCUCUUUUGAGGGCAUGGGUUUUUAUCAGGACGUCCGGAUUAUAAAUUGCCAGUUCAACAGCGUCCCGCCUGGAGCUUUUACAAACCUUGGCACUGUCAAUUUGUUAAGUUUAGAAGGCGGUACCAUCGACAACCUCGACGUAAACGCGUUUCUUGGCGUGAACAUCAAGAAAGAUACGACCAUCCCUAACCCAAGGGGAGAAUUCGCUUUGUCCAACACCAAACUUGCGCAGGGAGGUUUGAGUCGCGGUGUCCUUGACCCCUUCACGGAGGCCAGCGUUCUUACGUUGAACAAUUGUCGUAUUCGGGUCAUAGACUUGGCGUUGUUUAGCAAGAUGAAGUAUCUCACUCGUAUCAGCCUGGACAACAAUCCUUUCACCUACGUCGGCAACAACAUCUUCAGCGGACUGGAGAGUCUGAGAAGGAUCAGUAUGGACAACGUGCCAUGGAGAUGUUCCUGUGCUGCGUUGUGGUUCCUGCAGUUUGCUGCGGACAAGGGGAUUGACCUGCAGGGCGACAUGAUGUGUUCAUUCCCAAAGGAAUAUGACCGGAGACGCAUCACAACGUAUCAGACCCAGGUAUGCGGGGCGGUGGUGGCUUGUCCUGCUGGGCUAAUGCCGAUGUCCGGGAUUUGUCUCACGUGGUUACAGAUCCUCUCCUUCAGCAUCACCUUCUUCUCCUUCACCGUCGUUGUCGCCUGCGUCGCCUUCAUCCUCAAGAACAGACGCGACAUAUGCAAGAAGCUGCCCUCGAAGACUCCUGUCAAGUCUGUGAACGGACACAGGGCCGCACCCAGAAGAGUCACACCCUAUAUAUAACAGUCAAACAUUAUGUCAGUUGAUCAGUGUCCCUUAGUAAAACGGCCUCUCUCAGUUUAUCUGUCUAUCUCAGUAAAACAGUUCCUCUCAGUAAAACAAACUCUCAGUCUUUCUCAGUUUGUCAGCCUCUCUCAGUAAAAUUGUCUGUCUCAGUUCAACAGUCCCUCUCAAUAAAACGUUACCUUCGUUUAUCAAUGUCUCUCAGUAAAACAAUACAACGACCUUCGUAAAGACAUUCCCUCUCAGUAAUACAACCCCUAAACAAUAUUUAUCCAGUUAAAGUCUCUCUCUGUAAAAUUGUCUGUCUCAGUUAAACAGUCCCUCUCAGUAAAACGUUACCUUCGUUUAUCAAUGUCUCUCAGUAAAACAAUACAACGACCUUCGGAAAAUACAUUCCCUCUCAGUAAUACAACCCCUAAACAAUAUUUAUCCAGUUCUAGUAUAACAUUCUUGGCGAAUACAAACACGUAAUUACUUUGGUUCAGUCCCGGAUUAUGAUCGCCAGGACUCUAUAAGUUGACGUGAGAGGCGUCUAGUUGGACCGGCUGGACAAUGUCGCUGACGUGGUUGACAACGUAGGACGUUCAACAUGUCGACCACUAGUUUGGCAGGCCCUCGACAAUUUUUAGAUCGUGGUAUUGUCGGACUACUGCUUACUUCGGUGGGGUAUGCUUUAUAUUGGUAUAGGGGCGGUCGGGUAGCCUAGUGGUUGAAGCGUUCGCUCGUCACGCCGCAGACAAUGUGUGAAGCCCAUUUCUGGUGUCCCCCGCCGUGAUAUUGCUGGAAUAUUGCUAAAAGCGGCGUAAAACCAUACUCACUCACUCAUAUUGGUAUAAUUUACUGCAAGGUGCGGAGACAGGGGAGGGAACUCCAGUCAACUUAAAAUAACCGAUGUUUACUGAAACCGAUGUUUACAAAACGUGUCCUGAUAAACUGACUUCCACUGUUUUUGACAUCUUACAUCUUUUCCAUGGCAAUUCGGCAUCCUUUGAUUUGGGCCUGUGGCACCUCAAAAUCCUUUCUCCGACUAAAGGACCAGUACUAUAUCGUAGAAAGCUUUCAAUAAGGCCAUCUUUGUUUGCAGUGAAAACUAUAUUCAGAUGUAUCUUAACCUAGGUUGAGUGUCAAUAAAGAAAUACAGCAUUAAGUGAGUACUUUUCUC